AUGGAGGAAAAGAUGGGUGAAUUAAGAGAAGACCUUACCAAUGAUAGAGGUAAGGCCAAAGAAAAGAAAGGUUGUUCUUAUAACAAGUUCAUGGCAUGUAAACCCCCGAUCUUCAACGGAGAGGUGGAUCCAAUUGCUUGUCAAAGGUGGAUAAGCGAUAUCGAGGGCGUUUUUGAACGAACGCAUUGUGACAUAAGCGACUUUGUGGCUUAUGGAACUGGCCAACUUAGAGGCCAAGCUAAGGAUUGGUGGGACAACCUUAGAAAUGAAAGGGGUGUUGAAGCAACAAGGGCGAUGACUUGGGAAGAUUUUAAAACGCCAUUUCUCAGACAUCAUAGCCCCAAGGCGGUAAUCAAUAAGAUAAAAGAAGAAUUUAUGAAAAUGAGGCAAAGAGGUGAAACCGUCGAUAAAAUCACGGGGACGUUUAUGGAUAAACUCAAGUUUGGUGACGAGUUGGUCAAGACUGAAGAACAGAAAAUUUACUACUAUCACAAUCUGCUUAGAGCCGAAUAUAGGGAGUUUAUGACUCCCUCACAUUACGAAAGCCUCACCGACAUAAUCAAUGCGGCACAUGAGCGCGAGAUUGAAUUGAAAAGACAAGUUGAAAGAGGCGAGAGAAGAGCCUUGGAUGAAAACCCAAGUCCCACAAAGAAGUCGAAGGUGGCUGAAUCUUCAAAGAAGGGAAAUGCGAAAGGAGGUUCCCCGAGUUGUAAGAUAUGUGGACGCGCCCAUAUAAGCGAAUGGUAUUUUAAGAACAAACCUUGCGUUGCAUAUGGCAAGACAGGGCAUGGGGUUUCAAACUGCCUAGACAAAGUGACGGGUGUGCUAUAA
Molecule: messenger RNA, 831 nt
Organism: Helianthus annuus (common sunflower)
Lineage: Eukaryota; Viridiplantae; Streptophyta; Magnoliopsida; Asterales; Asteraceae
Exons: 1
Coding region: 1-831 (276 amino acids)
Source: RefSeq, a predicted model, not a curated record